CUACUCCUCUCUUCCUACCUAUUGAGCUUCCAAUAUCAUUGUAAACAUUCUUUAUUCCUUCUCCACAUAAUAAUUUAAAUCUGCAAUCCCAAGAAAGAUAUAUACAUAUUUUUUAAUUAUAUGCAUGUAUAUGUAUUGAUUAUACACAAAUUGAAACAAGUUCUUUGUUCAAUUGUAUUGUGCAAUUAGAGGCUUUUAGCAUAGUGGCAAAGAUGUUGGCUUAAAAAUUGCUAUAGGUGGCAGGUAUAAUCUCUAGUGUAACAUUCUUUUUUUUUUUUUUUUUUUUUAAAAUCCCCAUAUUCCAUCCAUGGUUGAUUGGGUAAUUGGAGCCUUGAUCAACUUGUUGGGAAGUAUUUUCAUCAACUUUGGAACCAACCUUCUUAAAUUAGGCCAUGAUGAGAGAAAAAAGCUCUUUGUGCUAAGUAAUUUUGGAACUAGGAUGAAGCCUAUUAUAUACUUCCAAGCAUGGAGAGUUGGUGUUCUGUUUUUCGCAAUUGGAAAUUGUCUCAAUUUUAUUUCAUUUGGUUAUGCUGCUCAAUCACUUCUAGCAGCUUUAGGAUCUAUACAAUUCAUCUCCAACAUCGGUUUCGCCUACUUCAUAUUGAACAAAAUAGUGACAAUCAAAUUACUGUUAGCCACUGCUUUUGUUGUUGUUGGAAACAUUUUCCUUGUAGCCUUUGGUAACCAUCAGUCCCCUGUUUACACGGCAGAACAGUUGGCUGAAAACUACGCCAAUGUUGUAUUUCUCCUUUACUGUCUCGGUUUGGUCUUCGUUGUUGCCUUACAUCAUUCAAUUUACAACAUAGGGGAAGGGAAAAUGUUGGUUCCAUUUUCGUAUGCUGUUGUGUCUGGUGCCAUUGGAUCGUGUUCAGUAUUGUUCGCCAAGUCUCUUUCAAACAUGUUGAGAUUGUCAAUGUCAUCGAGUGGUGGUGGUUAUUCAACACUGCACACGGGGUUCACGUAUUCAAUGCUCCUGAUGUUUCUAAGUACAGGUGGAUUUUGGAUGGCGAGGUUAAAUGAAGGGCUUUCGCGAUUUGAUGCGAUACUUAUUGUCCCUAUGUUUCAAAUUGCUUGGACUUUUUUCUCAAUUUGCACUGGAUUUGUCUACUUUGAGGAAUACAAGGUUUUUGAUGCUUUAAGAACAGUGAUGUUCGUUCUUGGGAUGGUUUCUGUGUUUGUUGGCAUUUAUUUGCUAGCACCGGAUGAUGAUAAACCAUCAAAAGGAGGUGAAGUAUUGAAGGAUGGUCCUUUAGUACUUCCAAAAACUUCGAUUUUUUCCGACGAUGUGGAGAGUUUGUUCAUGUCAUCUGAUCAAAACUCCCAAAUUAAGGAUAUGGAGAUCAUUUGGACGAGUUAUGCUGAUGAGAACUGCUAAUAUGAUUGGAUCAAAUUCUCAGUUGAUGAGGAUGAUAAGACAAUUCUGGAGACAAAUGCAGGGCUGCACCAGGGUAACAACUUGGAGUUGGACUAUCAGAGUGCCAAUGGCAGACAUUGGUAUGUGGUGACGGAAAGUGGUGAAGCAAGAAAUUUUGUUAAGGGUGUUCAAGAUUUCCUAUAUACGUAUGAAAAUACUUUUUGAUCUAUCUAUUUUUUAUAUUUUUAUAUGUUAGUAUAAGUUUUCGACGAAGGAUGUUCAACUGGACACUCUUCACCCCAUGUGGUUAUGCCACUGAUGGACAUGACAAUGGCAGGGGCGGGGCGAUAUCUCUUUCAUUGUAAAUUUAUAUCCUGUACAUAAUAGCAAUUUUUUUGCGAAUAUAAAUUGGUAAUUAAAUUCCUUUCG
This is a messenger RNA of Capsicum annuum, 1783 nucleotides long. Its product is annotated as probable magnesium transporter NIPA8. The transcript has a single exon. Gene Ontology annotation, cellular component: membrane. NCBI's taxonomy places the organism in Eukaryota, Viridiplantae, Streptophyta, Magnoliopsida, Solanales, Solanaceae. Gene Ontology annotation, molecular function: magnesium ion transmembrane transporter activity. The record is from RefSeq and is a predicted model, not a curated record. The coding region runs from base 308 to 1375 and encodes 355 amino acids. Gene Ontology annotation, biological process: magnesium ion transport.